UUCGCCAUGCGAUCACCUUCAGUUAAACCCUCGGCAUACCCGCCGGUGCCCUUUCAUCUCAUCCGUUUCUUGAUCUCCCUCUCUUCACUCGUGGUAGGCGUGAUCUUGGCAGUGUUUACCUACCACCUCCACGCCGAUGGCUACAAACUACCAUAUUCAUUCCUGGUGCUCUUCGUCUCAUCAGGCAUCUCCCUCCUCAACAUAAUCCUAACCUCAGUAAUCCACUGCACCUGCGGUCUAUCAACAAAACUCUCCAUAUCCCUCAACAUCCUCCUAAUCAUCCUCUGGGCCCUAUCCCUGGGCCUACUAAGCUGGAGCUUGUCAAGCACAAUAACAACAUCAUGUACAACAACCUACUGGGGCAACUCGACUGGCAUCGCCGUCUGCCGAAGCUACAAAGCCCUCUUCACAUUCACCAUCAUCGGGCUGGUCAGCUACAUCGCCGCUGUCUGGCUGGACGUGACCGUUCGUCGGCGCCAGACACGUCUCGGCGCUUACGACCCCAUGGGCUCACACCCGGGUCUCGAUGACUCGGGCGCAUUCGAUGUCAAGAUGGAUGAUCGUCACAGCGAGUCCACCCCCGCCUUGCAUGAUUAUGAUAAUGUGCCCCCCGCGAUGUCGGGUGCGCAUGGACCCUCGGUUUAUGAGCAUAAUUUGGAGCAUGCGCAUGCUGGCGAGGCGCAGAAUUAUUAUGAUACGGCGCCGGGGAUGAGUCACCGUGGUGCGCCCAGGGUGCGUUUUAGUGCUUUUGAUGAGGAUGGACAUCAGAGGCCUGCGCAGAAUACUGGGUAUGACCCCGCUAUGUAUCGCUGA
Molecule: messenger RNA, 813 nt
Organism: Penicillium hordei
Lineage: Eukaryota; Fungi; Ascomycota; Eurotiomycetes; Eurotiales; Aspergillaceae
Exons: 2
Coding region: 7-813 (268 amino acids)
Source: RefSeq, a predicted model, not a curated record